AUGGAGGCUAAAACUGCCUCAUGGGUAAUAAGGAUGAUUUUAAAAGCAAAGGAAUGUCUAGUGGAGGCUGGGUAUCAGGAGAAGGACAUAAAUCAAAUGGACUCAUUCUCUAUCCAGAAAAUCUAUAAACUACUAAGAGGACACUAUCCUAAGGUAGCUUGGAGGAGACUGGUAUGUAACAACAGGGGAUCACCAAGGUGGACAUUCAUACUUCGGCUGGCCCUUUGUGAUAGAUUGCAAGCUAGAACAAGAUUGGCUAAAUGGGGUAUUAUUGAUGAUGCAAAGUGCCCUCUCUGUGAUGGAGCACCUGAGACAGUAGCUCAUUUGUUCUUUGAGUGUGCAAGAAUAUGGCAAAGACUACUGAGAUGGCAAGGAAUUCCUAGGCAACCUAUGGAGAGAAAUGCUAAGGUCUUUCAGCAGCAACUUAGAACUGAGGAUGCAAUAGUGAGGAUGAUCAUUCAAGAAGUACACUUUAGAGGCAGUGUGACAUGUAGACAUAGCAGUUACUUAACUAGCUUAAAUUUCUAUACUUAG
Molecule: messenger RNA, 534 nt
Organism: Lycium ferocissimum
Lineage: Eukaryota; Viridiplantae; Streptophyta; Magnoliopsida; Solanales; Solanaceae
Exons: 2
Coding region: 1-534 (177 amino acids)
Source: RefSeq, a predicted model, not a curated record